This is a messenger RNA of Helobdella robusta, 771 nucleotides long. RefSeq lists its product as hypothetical. Gene Ontology annotation, biological process: protein phosphorylation. The coding region runs from base 1 to 771 and encodes 256 amino acids. NCBI's taxonomy places the organism in Eukaryota, Metazoa, Annelida, Clitellata, Rhynchobdellida, Glossiphoniidae. The record is from RefSeq and is a predicted model, not a curated record. Gene Ontology annotation, molecular function: ATP binding; protein serine/threonine kinase activity. The transcript is spliced from 7 exons.
AUGAACGGAAUAAUGAAUUUGUCGGAGCAAGGAUCACUGUCCAGUGCUAGUCCAAAGAAGUUCCCAGAGCACGGCUUCUAUAACCUGACAGACAAGAUUCUUCUCUUCAAACACGACCUGUCCGAUACGAACAUCCUUAAAUUGAUAACAAAAGGACCAGAUGUUAGCAAUGGAGUCUUGGUUGAAGUUGUCCUUUCAGAGGCAAGGAUCUCCUUGCAAUCAAAUCCAGUCAAUGCGAUAGCAGUGUCAGGCACCUUACCGUUACACCGUCGCGUCAUCGGUAAUGCAAAUGAUGACGGAGAGGAUAACUACGAUGAUGCUGACACGGCAAUGGAAGAUUUGCAGAUACGACCACACAGCUUGCAUGUCCACUCAUACAAAUCUCCGCACUUCUGUGAUUUCUGCGGUGAGAUGCUCUUUGGACUGGUUAAGCAGGGGCUCAAAUGUGAUGGUGAAUCAAGGUAUGCUUCACACACAUUGCACGUGAUAGAUUGGAAUUUCUUUGCAUUCGAACCCACUCAAAUGGGCAGGGGCAGUGACUGCAACAACAGUGCCAAGCAUCUCAACCAUUGCACCAUCGCCUUCGUCGCUCAGAUAUACAGUUCAAUUUGUAAUAUAUUCAUUAUAUCAGUAGAUUUACCAUCAGAUAUAUUAUCUUUCUAUCUCAGGGAAAAAGGUGCAACCUUAGCAAUGUAUGCUAUAUUAAUGGUGACCUUAACUAAGAUGAUAGCCCAAAGUAUAAUGUCAGUCAUAUUGGAAAACAAAAAAUGA